Messenger RNA from Emiliania huxleyi CCMP1516, 495 nucleotides. RefSeq lists its product as hypothetical. The record is from RefSeq and is a predicted model, not a curated record. The transcript is spliced from 3 exons. Bases 1 to 495 code for a protein of 164 amino acids. NCBI's taxonomy places the organism in Eukaryota, Haptophyta, Isochrysidales, Noelaerhabdaceae.
AUGCCGUCGCUGCAUCUGAGCCCGCUGGGAUUCGGCUGGCAGCGCGAGGCGAAGGCAAAGGGCAGCCGGAUGGACACGGUAACCAAGGAAGGCGGGGCGCUCUUCAGCGCAUGCAUCUGCUGCAUCAAUGAGAUGGACACGACGGAUAUCCUCAUCCUCUGCAAGGGUGCGCAGGAAUUCCUCUGCAUUGAGGAAAAGGUCUGCCUCGCGGCAGACACCGAACACUUCCCCAUCGGCCUCAUCAAGGAGGACGGGAUGAUCUGCAAGGUUGGCCUCCCCUGCUGCACGUGCGGGCUCAAGGUGCCAGAGGUGCUCAUCAAGGGGGAGGGCCAGUGUCUCUGCUGCAAAAACAAGGCGUCCUUCCCGUUUGUUGAGGAGUACGUGGCAAAGCCCGUCUGUGCAAUCUGCUUCAUCGCCCUGAUCCCCAACUUUGGCAUUUGCAAGCCCUUCAAAGAGGUGAUGGGCGCACCCGAGAUUGCUGAGAUGGAGCGCUGA